Pipistrellus nathusii (Nathusius's pipistrelle) is the source of this 1956-nucleotide messenger RNA. The record is from the annotation of a GenBank genome assembly. Lineage: Eukaryota; Metazoa; Chordata; Mammalia; Chiroptera; Vespertilionidae.
AUGCACUGGACACCGGAACACGCCCAGCCUCUCAACCAGUGGCCGGAGCAGCACCUGGACGUCUCCUCCACCACGCCGUCGCCGGCCCACAAGUUGGAGCUGCCCCCUGGCGGCGGUCGCCAGCGCUGCCACUACGCUUGGGCGCACGACGACAUCUCGGCGCUCACGGCCUCCAACCUGCUCAAGCGCUACGCCGAGAAGUACUCGGGGGCCCUGGACUCGCCCUACGAGCGCCCCGCGCUGGGCGGCUACGGCGACGCCGCCUUUCUCAACGGCGCCAAAGGGGACCCCGAGCCCUGGCCGGGGCCGGAGCCACACUACCCCCUGGCCUCGCUCCACGACGGCCUCCCCGGAACCAAGCCGGGCGGUGGGGGCGGCUCGGGGGGCCUCGGGGGCUCCCCGGUUCUAGCCGGGAACCUGCCUGAACCCCUGUACGCCGCCGGCAAUGCGUGCGGGGGCCCGGCGGCGGCGGCGCCGGAGUACGCGGCCGGCUACGGCGGCGGGUACCUGGCCCCCGGCUACUGCGCGCAAACCGGCCCCGCGCUGCCCCCGCCGCCCCCGGCCGCGCUGCUGCAGCCCCCGCCGCCCGGCUACGGCGCCCCGGGGCCGCUGUACAACUACCCCGCGGGGGGCUACGCCGCGCAGCCGGGCUACGGGGCCCCGCCGCCCGCCCCCUACCUGCCCUCGGGGCUGGCGGCGCCCACGCCGCUGCCCGCGCCCGCCGCCUACGGCUUCCAGGCCGCCGCGCCGGGGGCCGAGGCCGGGGUGUCGCUGAAGCGCAAGGCCGCGGACGAGGGCGCGGAGGGCCGCUACCGCAAGUACGUCUACGAGCCCCCCAAGGCCCCGGCGGCCGACGGCGCCGCCUACCCCGCCGCGGACCACGGCGACGGCCGGGGCAACGGGUUCCGGGCGAAGCCGCCGGGGGCGGCGGCGGAGGAGGCGGCGGGCAAGUUCGCCGCAGGCGUCCCGCUCAAGGCGCUGGGCUCCCCGGGCUACGGGCCGCCGCUCGAGCCCUUCGAGAAGUUCCCGGAGCGCGCGCCCGCGCCGGCUCCCCGGGCGGCCUUCGCGCUGCCGGCGGAGGAGCCCCUCAAGGCGGUGGACCCGGCGGCGCUGGAGCUGGCGACGAGCAAGAUGCUGGACCGCGGGCCCCCGGUGCAGUGGGCGGACGUGGCGGGCCACGGCGCGCUCAAGGCGGCGCUGGAGGAGGAGCUGGUGUGGCCGCUGCUCAGGCCGCCCGCCUACCCCGGCGGCCCGCGCCCGCCGCGGACCGUGCUGCUCUUCGGGCCGCGCGGGGCGGGCAAGGCGCUGCUGGGCCGCUGCCUGGCCACGCAGCUGGGGGCCUCGCUGCUGCGCCUGCGCGCCGCCGCGCUGGCCGCUCCGGGGGCCGCCGAGGGCGCGCGCCUCCUGCAGGCGGCCUUCGCGGCCGCGCGCCGCCGCCCGCCCGCCGUGCUGCUCAUCAGCGAGCUGGACGCGCUGCCGCCGCCGCCGCCGCCGCGGGAGGACGGCGCCGCCGCGGGCUCGCUGCUCGCGCCGCUCCUGGCCUGCCUGGACGGCGGCUGCGGCGCGGGGGCCGACGGCGUGCUGGUGGUGGGCACCACCUCGCGGCCCGCGGCCCUGGACGAGGCCACCCGCCGGCGCUUCGUGCUCCGCUUCUACGUGGCGCUGCCCGACGGCGCGGCCCGCGGGCAGAUCCUGCAGCGGGCGCUGGCCCGGCAGGGCUGCGCGCUGGGCGAGCGGGAGCUGGCGGCGCUGGUGCAGGGCACGCAGGGCUUCUCCGGGGGCGAGCUGGGGCAGCUGUGCCAGCAGGCGGCGGCCGCGGCGGGCCUGCCGGGGCUGCAGCGCCCGCUCUCCUACAAGGACCUGGAGGCGGCCCUGGCCAAGGUGGGCCCCCGCGCCACCCCCGAGGACCUGGACUCGUACGCGGAGUGGGACAAAAUGUACGGCUUCGGACACUGA